Molecule: messenger RNA, 2815 nt
Organism: Physcomitrium patens
Lineage: Eukaryota; Viridiplantae; Streptophyta; Bryopsida; Funariales; Funariaceae
Product: G protein-coupled receptor 1
Biological process (GO): adenylate cyclase-activating G protein-coupled receptor signaling pathway; cell surface receptor signaling pathway
Cellular component (GO): plasma membrane
Molecular function (GO): G protein-coupled receptor activity
Source: RefSeq, a predicted model, not a curated record
GCUUGCUGGGUUUAGUAUGUGUGUGUAUGUGAGUGUGUGUGUGUGAGUGUGUAUGUGAGUGUGUAUGUGAGUGUGUGUGUGUGAGUGCAUCGUUUGUCGCAAACGUGAACCCUACAUCAGAUCCAUCGCCCUCCGCCCACCGAAUUCCAAUCCCCCCGCUACAUUCCCAUUGCUAAUUUGGCAACCGGGUCACCAUUGCUCUCGAUUCGCUCUUGGGUUUUGAUUCCCACAAACUUAUUCUGCUGCCAUCGCGAUCGUAUUCCUCCGUUCAUCUCGUUGUGUAGCCCUGCAUUUCUAUCCCAUUUCUAGCGUGUUGUGAUGUAAUUGGGAAGUCUUUGAUCUGCAGUUGACGUUGCAGAUGGUGUUGUUGUUGUUUUUGGUGCCUAGUUUGAUCCCUCGUGGAGUUUGGAUGGCGCAUUCUCUUGGUCACGAUUGGUCCCUGAGUUUACUGUUUGGGAAUACGCGCGAGCUUGUAGUGAAAUCCUCUGGUGGCUCUUAAUUGUUAAUUGUUGAUUUUCCUCCGUUGUGUGUUAGCAGUAGUAGCGCUAGUUCAUGCAACGUGCACUCGUUUCCUGUGGUUUGUAAUUGUUGGUUUAGAUCAGAACUGAGUUCGGUUGCUUACGCUACAUUCAUGCCAUUAGGUAGUUUAGUAUGAGGUUUCCUGAAUAGUAGGGAGGGAUAUUAUUGUAAGAGCUUCUUUCGAGGUUUUGUUAUUCAUUUGUUUGGCGGUUUGUGAAUUGGGUAUUGUUGUCUUCAAUUUCCAUCCCCAGUUUGGUUUGCGCCGAGUUUGACUUGCACUACCUUCGUGGAAAUUGGCUCAUCUGUGGAGUUCUGAAGUAAAGAUGCUGUUACUUCAUCAUUCUAGCUUACUUUUGAAGAAUUCCUCUCGGGGGUUAGCUGAUUAGUGGCGUUGAUCGUACGAAAAAAUUGCUGUAAUAUGUGCGUCAGUUCUACAGUUAAGAGCUCUUUAGGUCACAUUCUUGUUUCACUGUGCAUUGAUUUCGCUGCUGGUUGUGGGAUGCUCAUGUUGAGUACAUUCUGAAGCAUUUUUCGUUGUUAUUGCUGUUUUUCUUUUUCUCCCUAUAUUGUCAGUGUCUUUAAAACCCUAGAAUGAUCCGACCGCCUUGACCAUUAUCGAUACCUCGUGAGGGGGUUGAUGGAUUAUUUAAAAGGGUGUACUUCGAGACCUGCGUUUCUGGGACAAAUACCAUUCAUAGUAGAGUGAAGCAAUUUUGGUUCGAUACUUGCGGGCGUGAAGUUUUUAAAGCCUCUGCUACGUAUCUUGAUGCAAAAUGAUCGAAGGAUUAACGCCCGCGCAGACUGGUGCGCUGACUGUGAUAAACCAAUGUGCCUCGGCACUCUCAUUUGUCGGCACAUUCUUCAUUGUCAUGUGUUAUGUCCUCUUCAAGGACCUGCGCUCGUUCGCAUUCAAGCUUGUUUUCUACCUUUCACUAUCUGACAUGCUGGCCAGUCUCUUCAACAUGUUGGGAAAUCCGGGUGAGGGCUUUCUAUGUUAUGCCCAAGGUUACAGUUCCCAAUUUUUCUCCAUUGCAUCAUUUUUGUGGACGACGACCAUAUCUUUCACCCUGCAUCGCGCAGCCGUCAAGCAUAAGACUGAUGGCGAGGGAUUUGGCGCAAUUUUUCACGUCUAUGUUUGGGGCACAUCAUUAAUGAUGACCAUCAUACCGUUGAUUGGGAACGAUUACGGACCUGCGGGAGCUUGGUGCUGGGUUCAAUCUGAAACCGCGGCAGGCAAGGUGCUUCGCUUCAUGACAUUCUACUUGCCUCUGUGGGGAGCCAUUCUCUUUAAUGGCAUUGCUUACUUUCAAGUCAUCCGAGUUAUCAACAACGCAACUAGUUUGGUUUUAAUUCAGAUGGCAACAGAAUUGUCCGACAGACAGCUACAAGUACAAACUAGGGUUGAUAUGAAGGCUUUAAACCGAUAUGGAUACUACCCAUUAAUACUCAUUGGCUCUUUUACUUUUGGGACCAUUAACCGCAUAUAUGGUUUUGUAGAGCAACAUCAUCCUCUCUUUUGGCUCUAUUGUCUUGAUAUUGCCUCUGCCUCUUUGAUGGGUUUCUUCAAUUCCAUAGCGUAUGGCUACAACAGCUCAGUUCGUCGCGUUUUACAAGAGAAAUUGGACUUGAUCUGGCCGGAGAAAUAUCGGUGGUGGACAUCUGGAUUUACAAGACUAGAUAAUUCGGGUGAGGCUGAGAUGGUUUCACUUGAAGCUGACCAAGGCCCGUGAGCCGUGUCAGUGGUUUUCCAAGUUUUUUCAUUAACUCUAUAAAGUCUUUUCUGACUUGUGUACAAAACUUCAAGCACUGGAAUAUGAUAUUUAGCUCUUGGGCGAUGUUGUACCGUCAUUUUCAGUUCUUAUCUUCGUCCACUUUAUAGAGUGAUCAAAAAAUUGUUGGGCAGCACUUUCCCGAGCAACAUGGGAACAGAGGUACAGAGAAGUCGAGCGUAGCUCAAGGAGGGCAUCCACUUUUAUUUUACUCAAGUGACCUACUUGCCAAAAACGUUGUUGCCAUGAUAUUUUGGCAAAUGUCUGGAAGGUGGCGGCUCGACAAAGUUAGGAUAGUCUCGAUAGGUUGGGCUUUCUGCUCAGGAGUUGUACUCUUGAGCAUUUUGUAAAUGGGUUUGCCGAUUUGGGUUGGGGUUUCGUAUCCGUUGUGAGCUGUUAUAGGUUCUGAGGUUUAUUUUCUAUAGCAAGAGAUUUCUUUCAUAAUGUUACUGCUCCGUGUUCGAUAGACCUGGGUCGGGAUGUCGGAGAUUGACGCUAUUCAAAAUAAAUGUGUAUGUUUUGGAUCA